AUGGACCAACUCUGCUCUCAAGACAUCCCUCCACAUGAAAAUGAAAAUGAGGCAUAUACAAUAGAUAAAUGGAGCUUUAAAGAAACUAAGUUAUUUGAAACUAUCAUGGAAAAAUUUGAAGAAAAUGGUUCCAUGGCAUUUUUUGAAGAGGUAGCCAUUUCAAUGCCAUGGAGAAGCAUGUCAUCCAUCAAAAAUCACUAUAACAUUUUAAUAAACGAUAUAAAAUUGAUCAAGUCCUCCAAUGGUCAAUUUGAAGAUAUCGUCAGUGAGGUUACCGGGGAGGAGGAAGAUUGUGAAACCAUUAACAUGGAAGAUACCAACAUGGAGCUGGAGGGGGGAGGUGUACACAAGAUUCCAAGGCCAAAGAAAAGAGGGAUCCCAUGGAGCAUACAGGAACAUAAGUCAUUCUUGGAAGGGUAUAAAACAUGUGGAAAAGGAGAAUGGAAGAAAAUAUCAAAGGACUUUGUUCCUAGCAAAACUCCAUCUCAAGUUGCAAGUCAUGCCCAAAAAUAUGAAAAGCGCCUGCACACCGACACUCCCCCUGAGAAACGUAGGCAAACCAUUAAUGACAUCAGAUGUCUUUGCUGUGACUCUGGCCCAUGCAAGUUUGUUGCCACUGGGUCACCCGCCUAA
Messenger RNA from Daucus carota subsp. sativus, 633 nucleotides. Its product is annotated as transcription factor SRM1-like. Bases 1 to 633 code for a protein of 210 amino acids. The transcript is spliced from 2 exons. The record is from RefSeq and is a predicted model, not a curated record. Gene Ontology annotation, molecular function: DNA binding. NCBI's taxonomy places the organism in Eukaryota, Viridiplantae, Streptophyta, Magnoliopsida, Apiales, Apiaceae.